This is a messenger RNA of Spinacia oleracea (spinach), 1438 nucleotides long. RefSeq lists its product as uncharacterized. The transcript is spliced from 2 exons. The record is from RefSeq and is a predicted model, not a curated record. The coding region runs from base 533 to 1360 and encodes 275 amino acids. NCBI's taxonomy places the organism in Eukaryota, Viridiplantae, Streptophyta, Magnoliopsida, Caryophyllales, Amaranthaceae.
UAUAAAGAGUUCACAUGUAUUUGAAUUUACGACAUAUUGUAAUGUAAGUUUGUCAAAUGAUUUUACCAAAGACGUUAAGAAAAAGUCCACUUCUUAAGACAGUAUAAGGAAUUCACAUUAACCAUAUGUUCUUUCUUGUGCCACAUUGCGAGGAUCAACCAAUAAGUCGACCAACGUUGGAAUGGACAAUGUCAAGACCAGCGAUGCGUCAUCAUUCAACAUGACGGUACGACGCCAGAUGUGACGACGAUGGUACAAGCGAUGGCAAUGAUCUCAGGAACGAAAACAAGAUCGGCCACGAGAGGUGUCACGACAUCAGGACAAUGCUGUUGAUUGUAGAAUCGUCAUCAAGGGACAGUCAACGACUCGACGUAAUUUCGUUACAUGAGCCCAUAUUAAGUAAUAUCUAACACUUACUUCGUGCGUUAAUUAAUUUAUUACAUUUUUUACUACACUGCGAUUAAAGUUCAAUUUCAGUUUUUGUUAUUUGUCGCAUUGAAUAUAUCUUUCCAAACGCAAUUAUAUUAUAUUUAUGUUUCAUCUUAUUCAUUUGAAAAUCAACGCUAACAUCGCAUCAAGCGAACGUCCACCUCUACCUUUUCUAUCCUCAAUAGAUCACUUGUUGACGAUAUCACCAACGACAACAGCAACGAACGACAUCAUCAGAAGACGACAUCAACGAACGACGCUAUCAACUACAAGCGACGACGUCUCCAUGGUCAUAACCCUUAAACUUAUUGGAUCCCAACGACGACGUGUCUCUUCUAAGCGCGACCACUACACACGACGCAGGUUUACUGUUGCAUCAAUCCUACUUACACAACUCGGAAUCUCUGUAGGAGAUGAUGGUCAUCUUUACGGGCACGAUUAUUUUCAUGGACAUGAAUUGAUUAUUCAAGUUUCACUACUGUUAGGUAUUAUUUUAAUAAUUGUUCUUAUAUUUCUUAUUAGACGCUUUUUCAAGAAAAGGCAACAACAUAGCACACCACCCAGUAUCCAACUCCCUAAUGUUCCCCCGUCCCAAGUGCCUGAAACUUCUACUAACCUCUCUAAUACUCUUCCGGAAACCUAUGUAUUACGUAGAUUACCCGAAGAGAUUUACAGAAGUUUUCAGGUAGAUACGUAUUCAACUGAACGUUGUAAUGACUUCAGUCAUAUAGAUUGUAUGAUAUGUAAUUUUGCUUUUGUUGAUGGAGAGGACCUAUGUAUACUUCCUGUUUGCCGCCAUGUUGAUGGAGAGGACCUAUGUAUACUUCCUGUUUGCCGCCAUAGUUCAUGGUUUUUAAGCCAUGAUUGUCGUUGUACAGUCUGCCGUCAUGAUUAUUUUGACGGUUUUAAUAAUGAUCAAUUAGUAAUGUAAAAAACUAUGUAUGUUGCAUUGUACAUGUAUAGAUAAGUUUUAUCUUUUAAUUAUAUAUUUUAAUAUACUAAUUAUUGA